UCGUUUGGGUUGCAGUGAAACUGAUCAUGUUUACUGAUUAUCCAAAUAAUGCAGGAAAUACACUUCGCCUAAUCACUACAUUUUUUCACAAAACGCUUUGCUGGUAAUUUGUGUUAGGAUAGUCAUCAUAGGAAAACCAAAUGGCUUGAAUGUUCACUAAGAAUAUAUCAAAAACUUGUCUUUAUGUCCAGUUUCAGUCAAGUACAACAGGCGAAAACAGUUUAUAGACUGUACAGUUAAAAAUCUUCCAUAAGUAAUUUUAUAAACGCGAGUGAUGGAUGAUUAGAAACCUUUUAAUAGAUUCCUGUCGGUAUAUCGACUUGUAUGCAUCUGGAUUAUAUUGUGUAAGAUCUAUUCCAAAUGCACGGCAUGGCGUUUACGAAAAAGUGUUCGCUGGUAGGCCUGUGUGGUAGAUAUAAUGAUAAGUGGAGCUCCAGCAUUUGGGCAUGUGUGUGUGCUGUGAGUGCCCCUGCAAGCACUCGCUCCGAUGAGCUUGCGCCAGCGUGGAGGUGUGGUCUGGUCUCCGUGCUGCGUAUGCAGCAGCAGCAGCAAGCUCAGACACUCAGCCCCAGAGCAGACGGGCUCUCAUCCAGCCAGCCGGCCCCUCAGGUGUGAAGCUGUGGAUGAAGAUGCGGGUGGGAGACCUGGAUGCAGAGCUACAGCGACUGACGACAGUCGCCCAGAGAAUUGAUGAGAUCCUGCAGGAGGAGGGCAGCUCUCUCUGUGCCGCCGAUAUCGAGUCUGAACUGAAGAAGCAGUUUGCCUUCCUACCAGGGGGGCGGGGGAGAAACUGUAGCCCCGUCAUUGUCUUCCCAGAAUUCCCUGCAUUCGACGAGCUCCAGGAGAGUGAAUUUCACAAUGUGUUGACAUAUCUGACCAGCAUCCCCAGCAUCUCCACGGCAACGCUUGGGUUCAUCCUGGUCAUUGACCGGCGGCUGGACAAAUGGACAUCCGUGAAGGCAACUCUGCUGCGGAUUGCGAGCUCAUUCCCAGGGAACCUAGAGGUGGUGCUGGUGUUGCGUCCCACAAACCUGCUCCAUCGCACCUUCUCUGACCUUUAUUUCAUGUUCAACAAGGAUGAGUUUAAAAUGAAGGUGCCAGUGAUCAUGCUCAGUUCAGUGACUGAACUUCACAGCUUCAUUGACAGGACUCAGCUGACACAGGAGCUGGGGGGAACCCAGGAGUAUUGCCAUGAAAAGUGGAUUUCACAUCGAACUGCCAUUGAGGGUUUCGCGUUGAUGGUCAAGAUGACUGCUCAGUCACUCCAGUCAUUUGGGACAGAACUAGCUGAGACUGAGUUGCCUAAAGACAUCCAGGCCACCAAUGAUCUUCUAGAUGCUCACACUGAGAAGAAGGACAAGAUGAAGAAGGAUCUGGUGGUUGCCCUCAGCCAGGGAACUGCAUUGCUGGAGAGCAUCAAUGAGCCACUGCUGAAGGAACCAGAUUACAGCAUGGACCAGGAUGAGCUGGAGAACCUGAGCACCGUGCAGAGGCUUCUAUCCCAGCUGGAUGAGACUGAGGUGGCAUUUGAUGUAUUCUGGGAACGGCACCAUACCAAGCUGGAGCAGUGUCUCCUACUCCGUCACUUUGAGCACAAAUUCCAGGAGGUGCGAGCACAACUGGACCUUCUGGCAGAAUACCUGAAGGGGCCCAUGCUCUCGGAGAUCGCAAUAGGCCCGGCUCAUGUGGAGCACAUGCUGAGGGACGUCAGCAGCCAUGAGGAGAAAGUCUGCGGUUGUGUUCUGCGAGCUCAGGAAUUAGCCUGUCAGGGAGACCAACUCAUUGAGAGCUUCCACUAUGCCAUGGACUCCAUCCUGCUCAAGUGCAGAGAGCUGCGGGCCACCAGCGAGGAUCUCAGCUCAGACCUGAAGGCCAAGAAGACCCACCUGCUGAAAGCUAUGGAGCUGCACCAGAAUCUAGAGAAGGUUGCUAAGUGGUGUGAGGAUGGCAUCUACCUACUUGCCUCCCAGCCCGUGGACAAGUGCCAGUCUCAGGAAGGGGCCGAGUCUGCAUUGCAAGAGUUAGAGCACUACCUCAGCACCAGGGGGCAGCAGAGUCAACACAUAGAUCGUGACAUCAUUUGGAGGGACUAUGAUGCAGUGCUGAAUGGUGAAUUCAGGGAUCAUGUGGAGAAGGUGUUGCAGAAACAGGUGUCCAUGGAGGAGAUGUUUGACAAGCGUCGUGUCAGCCUGAAGAAGCUGGCGACCAAGCAGACUCGCCCUGUCCAGCCCGUUGCCCCCAGCCCCGAAGCCUCUAUGAAGCCAACGGUUUCCUCCCCAGUUCACCUCGGCCCUGAGAAAAUCACUAGUGACGCUAACCGACUUAAUGGAAUGAACUAUACAAAGGUCGAGCUUAAUCUGCAGUUCAACAGCAAGCAUGGGUCGAUCUCUGAGGAAGAGGACAAUCUGGCAAUUCUAAGGCGGCAUGUGAUGAACGAAUUGCUGGAGACAGAGAGGAUGUAUGUAGAGGAGUUACUUUGUGUGCUUCAGGGCUAUGCUGCAGAGAUGGAUAAUCCAGCAAUGAUACAUCUCAUCCCUAGUGUGCUGCUAAACAAGAAGGAUGUGCUCUUCGGUAACAUGCCUGAGAUAUACCAGUUUCAUAAGAGGAACUUUCUGAAGGAGCUGGAGACUUACACUGAAUGUCCUGAGUUGGUGGGUCGUUGUUUUCUACAGAGGAUGACGGACCUGCAGAUCUAUGAGAAGUACUGCCAGAACAAGCCCCGCUCGGAGAGCCUGUGGAGGCAGUGCUCGGACUGCGCCUUCUUCCAGGAGUGUCAAAAAAAACUUGAACACAAACUGGGCCUGGAUUCCUACCUGUUGAAACCAGUGCAGAGGAUUACCAAGUACCAGCUGUUACUGAGAGAGCUAAUAAAGUACAGCAAAGGCUGUGAGGGGGCAGAGGACCUGCAGGAGGCACUCUCAGCCAUUCUGGGCAUCCUGAAAGCCGUCAAUGACUCCAUGCACCUCAUUGCCAUCACUGGAUAUGAGGGGGACCUGAGCAACCUGGGCAGGCUUCUGAUGCAGGGCUCAUUCAGUGUCUGGAUAGAGCACAAAAAGGCCCAUGCCAAGGUGAAGGACCUAGCACGCUUCAAACCAAUGCAGCGACACCUCUUCCUGCAUGAGAAGGCACUGCUCUUCUGCAAGAGGAGAGAGGAGAGUGGCGAGGGAUACGAGAAAGCCCCCUCCUACAGCUUCAAGCACUCGCUCAACAUGAGUGCUGUUGGCAUCACAGAGAAUGUGAAAGGAGACAGCAAGAAGUUUGAGAUCUGGUCUAAUUCAAGAGAGGAGGUGUACAUAGCGCAGGCCCCAACGGCUGAUAUUAAGACAGCGUGGGUGAAUGAAAUACGAAAAGUCCUAACAGGACAGCUGAAAGCCUGUAAGGAUGCCAGCCAGCAAAGGUCACCGGAGCAGCUGUUACAGUCUCUUGCUGUGACCCCUGCAACUGCAAACCUGAGUCCACUCAAAAGCAACCAGAAAAGCAUAAAGAAGGGAGAGGAGAAGAAGGUUUAUGAUGCAGAGUCUAACACCUCACCCUCUCAUCACACGGACAAAGUGAAAGACGAGACUGUCACAAGCCCGACCACUGAAAGGGCUGCUGUAGCUAAAAAGCGCUUUACUUUGCAAGGUUUUACCAGCCUGAAGACGCAGAAAGGAUCUCCCACCAGCCCCGAAAACAAAAUCAAACUGCACGAGAUUAAGAGUGACCUCACUCCCUUCAGAGACUGGCCCAAGGCUUCAACAGAUGCUUCAGAGGACAAUGAUGACUCCUCCAGCACGGAGGACCCCCUGAACUCCGACCCUGAGGAUGAGGGGGGAAAGAAACUGUCUCCUGGGAAAUAUACAGUGGAGGCAGACUAUGACAGUGGGGAGCCCCAGGAUGUGUCAGUGAAGAGUGGGGACAUGGUGCAGCUGGUGAAGGAAGGAGACGAUGGACAGUGGUUUGUAUGUAACCUGACAACCAACAAAGAGGGUUGGAUUCCAGCAUCUAACCUGGCACCUCUACUCGAACAAUCCAAGUCUGUACAGUCUCUCAGCAGUUCAGAGGGCAGUGGCUCAGGUGACCUCAGCACAUCCUCCAGCUGUAGUGAAACCUACACCAGCUUCUCUGACAUCAAAGCCUGAGGUCCCUAUCCACCCAGAUGUUAAGUGCCACCUGGUGGCCAAAACUAUUCUACUCCACUGUCAUCUCCUCAAACAUUAAUGAUAUGGAAGUGACAUGGAUGAAAACACGGAUGUUGGAGAUCUUCCAGUGGCAAGUCAUCCUGUACGCGAGGAGAGUUGAUGGAACUGAAGCACCUAGGAGCAGACAGAAAUAGUCCUAAUUAUUUUCCUCUAAACCUCAAGCCCAAGAACAGCUCUCUGCACUAGACUGUGUGUCUCUUUUGUCCUGCAUUUUUGUUUCUACUGAUGAUGUUGGUCUACAUCCAAGAUCCUGGCGAAUCCCCUAGAAAUGUUCACAAAAAAUGAAUGACCCUCUCUUAAUAGAAAUGUGUACAGCCACAACUAAUCUUCAAGCCUCAAUUUGAUCUUCAAACUGUGAUAUGUCCUGCACCAGCAGGAUAGUGAGGCUUGUGUAUUGAAACAUUAUAGGACACUGAGUCUCGGGAUUGUUUUACUGCAAUAGUACUAGUCUGACAGCUCUCUUGAUCACAUGAUUUCUCCUCUCUGUACAUAUAAAUACUGUAUAAAUCUAAACGAAAAACUACAUUAUUUUAAUCAGUUCUGAAAUGCGGACAGAAGUUAGAGUUACAGUUGUAUGAAUACAUUAUAAACUCAUGUACAGAUAUCUUGUAAAGCAUUGCAUAGUUGUACAGAUAUUAUAUAAUGUUUUGUUUAAUGUAAAAUGUAUAUAUACUGUAUAAAAAGAUUAUAUCUUAAACUUUCACAGAUCUACGAUGAUGCAGAUUUUUUUUAUUCGGUUUGCGGUGACUCCUUUUCAGCUGUACAGGCGGGAUCAUAUAUAUCAAAUUGUCUUCCACUAUCUCACUGUCUCACUCAGUGAUCAUACUGAGCUCCUCAGCGUAAAACACAAGGACCGGGCUGUUUCGUCUUA
Messenger RNA from Brienomyrus brachyistius, 5052 nucleotides. RefSeq names its product guanine nucleotide exchange factor DBS-like. The transcript has 33 exons. The coding region runs from base 624 to 4121 and encodes 1165 amino acids. Gene Ontology annotation, molecular function: guanyl-nucleotide exchange factor activity; protein binding. The record is from RefSeq and is a predicted model, not a curated record. Gene Ontology annotation, biological process: intracellular signal transduction; positive regulation of Rho protein signal transduction. NCBI's taxonomy places the organism in Eukaryota, Metazoa, Chordata, Actinopteri, Osteoglossiformes, Mormyridae. Gene Ontology annotation, cellular component: extrinsic component of membrane; cytoplasm.